This is a messenger RNA of Eimeria necatrix, 1278 nucleotides long. RefSeq lists its product as hypothetical. NCBI's taxonomy places the organism in Eukaryota, Apicomplexa, Conoidasida, Eucoccidiorida, Eimeriidae. Bases 1 to 1278 code for a protein of 425 amino acids. The record is from RefSeq and is a predicted model, not a curated record. The transcript has a single exon.
AUGGCUCAUGAGACAGCAUCGGCCGUGCGGGGCCCGACACAAGGCACAGACGUGACCAAGGAGGCUACAGAGGCAUCUUUGAACGGAUUUCUGGGAAACCCCCGAUGGUGGCCCGAAGAAACUGAAUGUCUCAGUUUUUCAGACAGUUCAGAUGGGCUACGUAAGGUUCACAGGAAGUGCGCGGUCCGACAAGUUUCAAGGGAACGCGUCCAAGCUCUCAGGGACUUCCUCGCUCGAGCUUUCUUUGAAACUGUCACCACAAGGGAAUCAAAGGAAGGCAUUGCAGGCAAUGGAAAAGAAGGGCCCCAGUUGCCUCAGUCAGCAGAUGACACAAGGCUGCGUUGGCUAAGAGAUGUGCCCCCCUGUUUCGCUCCCUUUACACGCUUCAACUGUAAUGUCACACUUGUGGGACAGAGAUUGUUUGGCUCGCAAAUGGGCGUCUCAGUCCUCUGUAGCGGCACAGUGACUGUUGAAGGUAGUGACACGGCGCAUCUUUUGACACAUACUAAGGCUGGUGAGCUCGUUUACGCCCGACAUGUCAUGCUCACUACCACGAACUGCUUGUCUGAUAAGCCUGCGCACCAGUGCCAGCCCUUUUCCUAUGGCUUUCUGGUGGUCAAUCUAAGUUGCCUACCCCCUAUGAUUCGUGAUCUAGUUCUCUCCGAGACUCUUCCAUUUGGUGGUAUACUUGACCGUUGUGCAGUCAGCAGAUCCGUUGAAACUGAUAGGCAGCUGCACAUUCAUCUGGAUAGCCACUUUUUCGGGUCAGAUGACAAUGUGGCGCAGUUUAGAUUGGAAUGCGAAGAAACGCCACUCGAGUCGAGUGGCCCUUACGUGCAGCAGCCACUGCUAAAGUGCCAAUGCAACACUUUACCGCCGGGCACUGUCUGCACUUUCGGCCGACUGACAACUGUGUGGACCUACGGGCAGGCGGCAGCCCGUGUCGUUGAAAUUUUAAACGAAAGAGUUGUGCUCCCUGCCCUAUUUAGAGCGGAGGCAGAGCAAGAACGGCAUAGUGGACAUGCUGAGUUGUCAUCUCAGUGCCCAGAGAAUGCAGAUGGUGUGAUGGACGCGUUUCAGUCACGAAGAGCUUUUCUUGCGGGCCGAUGCCUUCAGUCGGUGGCUCACUGUCCCCUCCAUUUUAGAGUCCUCCCGAAGCCCCACGUGACAAAGAGUGAUUUGAUGCAUUUGAAGAGAGGGGAUGAGGGAUGCUGCCUGUGUGGCAGCAAGAGUUGUUCUACGGAAUUCCACGCAGCCUUCACGGAGGACCUCAGAUAA